AAUCUUCCCUCUUCUUUGUCGUCCCUUUAAACCUUUCCACCUGAUCUGCUUCGUAACUCUCAAACCCUAGAAUCCUCUACUUAAACCUUCCUUUGUUUCCCCAUCACUUUUCCUGUAAAUCUGCGCUUUUGUUCCCUCGAUCAAGAUCAAUUUUCAAGAUGGAUUUUACAACAGUUGAGGUCCCGGAUGAUUCACCACAUAAUUCUAAUUCUUUUGUGGAAAUCUCAACAGACCACAAUGGAUCUUCUCCUCCUGUAACUCCCAAGUCUGAUACAAUGGAUCAUGAUUCCGUCUCUUCUUAUUCCGAGUUAGAUUCGGAAACAGAGGCCUUUUACUCAUCUCUUAACCAUCACCUGGUUUCACCAGGGGCAAUGGAUAGCCAUGACUUUGUUGAAAAACAAAUGAGUUAUGAUGACUUGAUGAAGAAAUAUGUCCAGUGUGAGGAAGAGCUAAGGACUACGAGUUUGAAGCUCCAAGAAUCUGAACAAGAGAUUGAGAAGCUUAAGGGUGAGACCAAGAAGAAAGAAUCUGAUGUUCUGCUUACCGAGAAUCUAUGUGCUGAGCUUGAAACUGCUCAGGGAGAAAUUGAGACUAGGGACAUAGCUAUUGAGGCUGAGAGAAGGCGAGUUCUCCAGGUGCAAAGACAGGUGGUUGAUUUGGAAACUGAACUUGAGGUAAGUAGGGACUGUUUAGAUGUGUCAUAUGCUGAGAUCUCCAAGCUAAGGGAAAUGUUGUGUGAUUGUCAGCAAAGUUUUUCUAUUGAGAUAACAAAAUUGCAGACUGAUAUUGCUGGUUUGUUAGAGAACAAGACUUCCUUUGAAGCUCGGGUCAGAGAAAUCGAAUCACGCUGUGAGGUAUUGGAAGAUCAGAUAAGGCAUUCUGAGGCAGAGAAAAUGGAGAUGCAGAGAAAAGAGGUUGAGUUACAAGCUGAAAACAAUGCAUUGAAGACACAUUUGGCCACACAGGGUGAGCAUAUUGAAGCAUUAAACAAAGAUUUCGACAAGCAGAAGCUGAGAUACGACAUGUUAAUGGCAGAGACAGAUGGAGUCUAUGCUGAAAUAGACAAUAUAAUAGCACAGAUGAGCUCAAGAGACAUCCAAAUUCGGCAAUUGGAUGAGCAACUUAACGAGCUGGUCUAUAAGCAGACCAAGCUUGUGUCUAAGAACAUUGUGGAGGAACUGAGAGCUACUGUUAAAGAACUGGAGAAGCAAGCAGAGUUUCAGAGGAAUGCGAUAUUACAAGGAGAGGAAGAGAAACGAGAGGCGAUUAGACAGCUUUGUUUCUCUCUGGAUCAUUACAAAAGCGGAUAUAGACAGCUUUUGAGGUUUCUUUCGGGCAAUAACCAGCAACAUCAAGCAACCAUGGUCGUGUAAGUUUGGAUUGAAUACUCUUUAUCAUUUGUUUGCUCGUUAGUCGUUACAGUCUAAUUAUGUCUCUUUUCUUUGUCUUGUCAUGUUUGAGUCAUUGUGAGUUAUGUUCUGUCUCGGACCUUAACCUUCAGCUUCUUUAGUAAGAAUUUAUAUGAAAUUCUAGCUCGGAAAUGCUUUUAUUUAUGAAGUUUUGUGUGAUUAUUUAAGUAUUUUGAACUUAGGGUAGCUACAGGUGUUUCUGUCUGGAGUUUUUAUUUGUGCUUAUGUAAUAAUGACGUAAAGCCUAA
This is a messenger RNA of Arabidopsis arenosa, 1657 nucleotides long. Lineage: Eukaryota; Viridiplantae; Streptophyta; Magnoliopsida; Brassicales; Brassicaceae. The record is from the annotation of a GenBank genome assembly.